CGGAGUUUGUUUUAAACAAAAUGAUGAAUAAUUAGUGUAUUUUGGGAUUCAUGUAUACUAAACGCCUACAGUUGGAUGAAUAGUAAAAAGUUAUUGUCACAUAAACCGUUGGAGAUUUGAAAACCUGAAGACAAACAUUUUAUUAAAAUUUGUGCAAUAUUUUCAUCAUCAUUAGUACUGUUAGCAAUAAUAACCAAAAAGACAUGCCAAAAACACAUGUAGUGGAUAUUGAACCUUCUUCAAAUACACCUAAAUUGUACUUUAAUUACUGGUGUGACGAUGGAGAUAAAUGGGAUCUGUUCACUAUGCUAACAGGUCUAUUUCUCUUGAUCAUGGGAUUAUGUUGUUCAGUGCUAGAAGUUGGUUAUAUCAUUUAUACAUAUCAUGUACAAUGUUAUGGUGUUGGUCUAUGGUGUGCUGCUGGCUUUCUGUUCAUCGGUAUCCUAGCCAUAACCUUAUACCAGUAUGAAUCAGUCCCAUCGGCAACACUGAUGCUGUUUUCUGUAAUAUGUGAUUUCUUCUUUGGCGUUGUCAUGCCUAUAACUGCUAUUAUUAUGACAAUCAGCUGUGGUGAGAUGUCACUACUUUUUUUGGCAUUGUAAUCGUCUGUAUUUUAGUUGGAUUGACAAGUAUUUUGCACAUUUUGUUUGUAACAAGAGAAUUAUUGAAAAUUAGAAGACAGUUUUAUCGUACGAAUUCAUUGGAUACUUCUAAUAGUCAGCAAAGCACAUUUUCAAAGAAAUGAAAAAACGGAAAACAUUAUUUUGCUAAACUGAAAAGAAACUGGAAAUGAUAUGGAAUUUUAAUAAAUCGCAAAAUAUAUGUGUAGGAAAUA
This is a messenger RNA of Heterobilharzia americana, 835 nucleotides long. Lineage: Eukaryota; Metazoa; Platyhelminthes; Trematoda; Strigeidida; Schistosomatidae. The record is from the annotation of a GenBank genome assembly.